GGAGUGGGGCCCCCCCUCUCCCCCUUUGCCUCCUGACAGGAAAGGUUUAAGGGGGACAGAGCCCUGGGAGGCCGGGCCGGGCUCGGGGGCCGCCCCGGGGGCCCGGGCCAUGGAUGUGCGCCGUCUGAAGGUAAACGAACUUCGCGAGGAGCUGCAGCGCCGCGGCUUGGACACUCGCGGCCUGAAGGCCGACCUCGCUGAGCGGCUGCAGGCGGCGCUGGAGGCCGAGGAGCCCGACGACGAGCGGGAGCUCGAGGCCGACGUCGACCCGGGGCGACCCGGGCACCACAACGAGGAGGUCGAGACCGAGGAGGGCUCCGAGCUGGAGGGGACCGCGCAGCCACCGCCGCCCGGGCUGCAGCCGCACCCGACGCCCGGCGGCUACGGGCCAGACGGACAUUAUGUCAUGGACAGUAUUACCAGGCAGAACCAAUAUUAUGAGAGCCAGGUCAUCAAGCAAGAGAACGAGUCAGGCUACGAGAGAAGACCGCUGGAAAUGGAGCCUCAGCAGCAGACCUAUCGCCCAGAAGUGAAGACAGAGAUGAAGCAAGAAGCACCCGGCAGCUUCCUCCCCCCUGAAGCAUCUCAACCCAAGCCAGACAGGCAGCAGCAAUUCCAGAGUCGCAAGAGGCCUUAUGAAGACAACCGGGGACGGGGGUACUUCGAGCACCGAGAGGACAGGAGGGGCCGCUCUCCCCAGCCUCCAGCCGAAGAAGAUGAAGAUUACUUUGACGACACCCUUGUCGCGAUUGAUACCUAUAACUGCGACCUCCACUUUAAGGUUGCCCGGGACCGGAGCAGUGGCUACCCGCUCACCAUCGAGGGGUUUGCUUAUCUGUGGUCCGGAGCCCGUGCCAGCUACGGGGUCAGGAGGGGCCGGGUGUGCUUCGAGAUGAAGAUCAACGAGGAAAUCUCGGUGAAGCACCUGCCAUCGACAGAGCCCGACCCCCAUGUUGUCCGCAUCGGCUGGUCCCUGGACUCCUGCAGCACCCAGCUAGGUGAAGAGGCUUUUUCCUAUGGCUAUGGGGGCACCGGGAAGAAAUCUACCAACAGCCGCUUUGAAAACUACGGCGACAAGUUCGCAGAGAACGAUGUGAUUGGCUGCUUUGCGGACUUUGAAUGUGGGAAUGACGUGGAACUUUCCUUUACCAAGAAUGGAAAGUGGAUGGGCAUUGCCUUCCGGAUCCAGAAGGAAGCCUUGGCGGGUCAGGCCCUCUACCCGCACGUACUGGUGAAGAACUGUGCUGUGGAGUUCAACUUUGGCCAGAGGGCGGAGCCCUACUGCUCCGUCCUGCCAGGUUUCACCUUCAUCCAGCACCUGCCGUUGGGCGAGCGCAUCCGGGGCACGGUCGGACCAAAGAGCAAGGCUGAGUGUGAGAUUCUGAUGAUGGUGGGCCUGCCUGCCGCCGGCAAGACCACAUGGGCCAUCAAACAUGCAGCCUCCAACCCUUCCAAGAAGUACAACAUCCUGGGCACCAAUGCCAUCAUGGAUAAGAUGCGGGUGAUGGGCCUACGCCGGCAGCGGAACUACGCCGGCCGCUGGGACGUCCUGAUCCAGCAGGCCACUCAGUGCCUCAACCGCCUCAUCCAGAUUGCUGCCCGCAAGAAGCGCAACUAUAUCCUAGAUCAGACAAAUGUGUAUGGAUCAGCCCAGAGACGAAAAAUGCGGCCAUUCGAAGGCUUCCAGCGCAAAGCCAUUGUCAUUUGUCCCACGGACGAGGACCUCAAAGAUCGCACAAUCAAACGCACAGACGAAGAGGGGAAGGAUGUCCCAGAUCACGCGGUCUUGGAGAUGAAAGCCAACUUCACGCUGCCCGAUGCGGGGGACUUCCUGGACGAGGUGCUGUUCAUUGAGCUGCAGCGGGAGGAGGCAGACAAGCUGGUGCGGCAGUACAACGAGGAAGGCCGCAAGGCGGGGCCGCCCCCUGAGAAGCGAUUCGACAACCGCGGAGGUGGCUUCCGGGGCCGAGGAGGUGGUGGUGGUUUCCAGCGCUAUGACAACAGAGGGCCCCCCGGGGCCAACCGAGGAGGCUUUCAGAACCGAGGUGGAGGUGGUGGCGGAGGCGGCAACUACCGAGGAGGGUUCAACCGCAGCGGGGGAGGUGGCUACAACCAGAACCGCUGGGGUAACAACAACCGGGAUAACAACAAUUCCAACAACCGAGGCAGCUACAACCGGACCCCCCAGCAGCAGCCGCCGCCACAGCAGCCCCCACCACCACAGCCCCCACCACAGCAACCACCGCCACCACCUAGCUACAGCCCUGUGCGGAGCCUCCCUGGGGCCAGCAGCUACAGCAAGAGCAGCAGCAUCCCUGGCGCCAGCGCCAGCACCAGCACCCCCACCGUCAGCAGCUACAGCCCUCCACAGCCGAGCUACACCCAGCCACCCUACAGCCAGGGAGGUUACGCCCAGGCCUACUCGGCCCCUCCCCCUCCACCACCACCACCGCCUGCCUACAACUACGGGAGCUACGGCGGGUACACCCCAGCCCCCUACACCCCACCGCCACCCCCCACCGCACAGACCUACCCUCAGCCGACCUAUAACCAGUAUCAUCAGUAUGCCCAGCAGUGGAACCAGUACUACCAGAACCAGGGCCAGUGGCCGCCCUACUACGGGAACUACGACUAUGGGAGCUACUCCGGGAGUACACAGGGCGGCACGAGCACACAGUAGCCGGGGGCUCCCCCCUGCUGCCCCAUCGCCCUGCCUGUCCGCCCAAGGGCCUCUGACACCAGCCCCUGCCCACCGGGCCUCCGCCGCCCCCACCGGGUGGGCCAGGGUACUGGGGUGAGGCCGUCCCAGGGCUGCCUUCCACCAGGGGCUGCUUCUUCCCCCCCCCUGGAGUCUACAGGCAGCAAGGAUCUUUCAUUUUCUGUUUGCUCCCACGUCCUCCCUCCUCUCCCUCCUCCCUUUUUGACUAAAGAGGCCCUCCUCCCACAGUCAUACCUUGAAGCUCUGGGGACUGGGGUGGGCACCCUCCCAUCCAGUCGUCCCAGCCCCCCAGCUUCCCAGACCCUCAUGAAGUUUAUUGUAAAUUCUUCCAGGAGCUGUUUUACUGUCUACUUUUCAGGAUUAAAAAAAAAAUCAGAAACUUUAUUAAAAAAAAGCAAAAAAACACA
Molecule: messenger RNA, 3126 nt
Organism: Echinops telfairi (small Madagascar hedgehog)
Lineage: Eukaryota; Metazoa; Chordata; Mammalia; Afrosoricida; Tenrecidae
Gene: HNRNPUL1
Product: heterogeneous nuclear ribonucleoprotein U like 1
Exons: 15
Coding region: 110-2680 (856 amino acids)
Molecular function (GO): protein binding
Source: RefSeq, a predicted model, not a curated record